Microtus ochrogaster (prairie vole) is the source of this 3263-nucleotide messenger RNA. RefSeq names its product carnosine synthase 1 (gene Carns1). Gene Ontology annotation, molecular function: ATP hydrolysis activity; ATP binding; metal ion binding. Gene Ontology annotation, biological process: carnosine biosynthetic process. NCBI's taxonomy places the organism in Eukaryota, Metazoa, Chordata, Mammalia, Rodentia, Cricetidae. The record is from RefSeq and is a predicted model, not a curated record.
UCAGAGCUGUCUGCAGCAAGCUGGCCUUCCUGAGACCCAGGACCGCAGCCAGGCACCUCGUACAGGUGCCUCCGGGCUCCACAAGGGGGUCUCCCAGAGACAGGGAGGGACCUUCAGUCCAGUUGCUUCCCUGUCUGUUCAGGCUGUCUCCCCCAGGCUCUGGUUCUGUCUAAAGGCAAAAUCAGAGGGCCUAAGGCAGGCAGGUAUUGUCUCCAAGGACAUCCGGUCAGGGCUCCCCACCAUGUCCCACUCUACCCCACCCUGCUCCCUGGAAUUCCACGGUACCAUUUGCAUAUUCUGUGGAGCGGAAACGUCUAGAAUGAUGUCUUAGGAGAUGCUAUGGAGGCAGCUGAGCAGUUGCGAUCCCAAGAUGCCUCCUUGUUUCAUAGAUCAGGGCGCCCUGAAGCAGAGGUGACCUUGUGCAUUCUGGGUUCCCCCAGCACCUUUCUGUCUCUGUUGCUGGAGGGUGGGGUCCAGAGCCCUGGAAACAUGCUCCUUUGCCUGUCCCCUGCGUGGCUGAUGAAGGUGGCAGCUCCAGGCCAAGAGGGUGAGGCGUCCCUGCUGGUCUCCAAGGCCGUGAGCUUCUAUCCAGGGGGCCUGACAUUCCUGGAUGAUUUUGUUCCCCCUCGGCAUGCCACCUACUUCCUGGCAGGCCUGGGGCCAGAAUCUGGCCAUGGCAGGGAGGCGGCAGAGCUGGCUCGGAACCUCACUUGCCCCACAGGAGCCUCAGCGGAGCUGGCACGACUGCUGGAGGACCGGCUGUUGACGAGGUGGUUGCUGUCCCAGCAGACCGGUGUGGUGGUGCCAGCUACCCUGGCUUUCACUUAUAGGCCUCCAGGGCUGCUUCGGGGAGGGGAUACCAGCCCUGGACUACGGCUGGUGGAGCUGAGUGGGAAGGAGGGCCAGGAAACACUGGUGAAAGAGGAAAUAGAGGCCUUUGUGCACUCCGAGGCCUUGGGUGAAGCAUCACAGGUGGCUGUGAGGCUUAGCGGCUGGCGCUGGCGGGGACAGCAAGCAUUGCGACUGCACCUGCGGGUGGAGCCAUCUGCAGUGGUGAACACGGUGCUGGCAUUGCUGGAGAAGCUGGAGGAGGAGGAGAGUGUCCUUGUGGAGGCCAUGUGCCCACCUGCCCGCCUGCCCUUGCCAGGCAGUCCCGCACCUGGCCCCGAGCUGGCUGUGCGCAUCUGCGCAGUGGUGUGUCGGAUUCAGGGUGAUAGGCCCCUACUGAGCAAGGUGGUGUGCGGUGUGGGCCGUGGGGACCAGCUCGUGCGGCAUCACAACACCCUGCCGAGAACACUGGAGGUGGCGCUGGCCCAGUGCGGCCUGGAAGAGGCGGCGCAGGUGGCGCUCCUGGGGCAGCGCAUCAAAGAAGCAGCAGAAGCCGCGUUGGCCGCAGUGCUGGCCCUGGAGGCCGGAUUGAGUGUUGAGCAGCGCGGUGGGCGCCAAGUGCACAUCGACUUCCUCGGCGUGGACUUCGUUCUCACAGUGGCCGGCCGCACGCUGACCCCCGCGGUCCUUAAGCUGAACAGUGGCCUGUGCCUGGAGACGUGCGGCGCGCUAGAGGGGCUGUGGGCCGCGCCGCGCCUGGGACGCUCGGUGAAGGAGGCGGCGGCAGCACCGUUGGUGGAGACCAUGCUGCGGCGCUCGGGGCGCCACCUGAUGGAAGGAAAGCAACUGCUGGUGAUCGGCGCCGGCGGCGUCAGCAAGAAGUUCGUGUGGGAGGCUGCGCGCGACUACGGACUGAAGCUGCACCUGGUGGAAUCGGACCCUAACCACUUUGCCUCCCAGCUGGUGCAGACCUUCAUCCACUUCGAUGUGACGGAGCACCGGAGAGAUGAGGAGAACGCACAGCAGCUGGCUGAGCUGGUACGGGCACGCAACCUGAAGCUAGACGGCUGUUUCUCCUUCUGGGACGACUGCUUGGUGCUCACCGCCCUGCUCUGCCGUGAGCUGGGUCUGCCCUGCAGCCCCCCAGCUGCCAUGUGCCUGGCAAAGCAGAAGAGCCGUACCCAGCUACACCUAUUGCGAUGCCCAGGCCCACCCUGGCCUGCGACCUCCCUCCAUGCGGUGGCCUGCUGCCCAUUGGAGAGUGAGGCUGAUGUGGAGAAAGCCAUCGACCAGGUACCCCUGCCAGGUGUGAUGAAACUGGAGUUUGGCUCAGGAGCAGUGGGUGUGCAGCUGGUGAAGGAUGGGCCCCAGUGCCACGAGCACUUUUCCCGGAUCCUCCAUGACUUGCAGGGUGAAGCUGACCACCCAGGCAUCGGGCUGGGCUGGGGCAAUGCCAUGCUGCUGAUGGAAUUUGUCGAGGGCACAGAGCACGAUGUGGACCUGGUGGUGUUUGGUGGACGGCUGCUGGCUGCUUUUGUCUCUGAUAAUGGCCCCACAAGGCUGCCUGGCUUCACGGAGACUGCAGCCUGCAUGCCCACUGGGCUAGCACCAGAGCAGGAGGCCCAGCUGGUACAGGCAGCUUUUCGCUGCUGCCUGGGCUGUGGGCUGCUAGAUGGAGUUUUCAAUGUGGAGCUCAAGAUGACUGGGGCCGGGCCAAAGCUCAUCGAGAUCAACCCACGCAUGGGAGGGUUCUACCUUCGAGACUGGAUCCUGGAGAUUUAUGGUGUGGAUUUGCUGCUGGCUUCUGCCAUGGUGGCGUGUGGCCUGCAGCCAGCCCUGCCUGCCCACCCUCGUGCCCGUGGCUACCUGGUAGGCAUCAUGUGCCUGGUGUCCCAGCACAUCGAGAUGCUGAGUUCCCCUAGCAGUCGAGAGACUCUGCAAGCCCUCCAUGACCAGGGUCUAUUGCGACUCAACCUGCUGGAGGAGGCCCUGAUACCUGGCCAGUAUGAGGAGCCUUACUGCAAUGUGGCCUGUGCUGGGUCCAGCCCUGCUGAGGCCCGUCUCCGCCUGCUGGGCAUCUGUCAGGGCUUGGGCAUUGACAGACCCAACUACCCAGUUGCCCAUUUCCUGUCUCAUUUCAAAUAGCAGGGAUGAAGUGCUAGGGGGAGGGGUUGUGAUGCUCUGUUUCCCUGCCCCUCCCAAACCUUGCCCAAACCUAGUUCAGCAUACUCCUCUGCCUCAGGUCUAUUCCAGAGUAGUAGAGCCAUUUUGACAUCAUAGUCUUCUGGACUCAAGGACCAUAAAACAAGUAUCUGGACGUUUCUGGGUCUUCUUGACUUCCCCAAAACCUCCGUCUAGUCCCAGGUAUCCCCAGAACUCUAGUGUUGUGGAAUAUUAUUUUAGCUAGGCGAAGAUGUGUUACAUUCGUUUAUGCU